This is a messenger RNA of Papilio polytes (common Mormon), 882 nucleotides long. RefSeq lists its product as uncharacterized. NCBI's taxonomy places the organism in Eukaryota, Metazoa, Arthropoda, Insecta, Lepidoptera, Papilionidae. The transcript is spliced from 6 exons. The record is from RefSeq and is a predicted model, not a curated record. Gene Ontology annotation, molecular function: serine-type endopeptidase activity. Gene Ontology annotation, biological process: proteolysis. Bases 76 to 882 code for a protein of 268 amino acids.
AAUGCGGCGGGUUUUCUCGGCAAGAAAGCCGACAAUAAUGAGGCACAGUACAUUGUUUAUUUUUUAUCGCAUGCUAUGGUUUUUUGCACUGGCGUCAUAUUAGAACCACACGUUGUGCUUACACCGGCUAGUUGUGUCUUCGGUGAAAAAUAUAGGUUCGAUGUAUUUGCUGGUACUCAUAUGUUUUUGGAGAAAACUGGUAUUAGCAGAUCGGUAAAUAACCUUUGUGUACAUCAAGGAUACAACCAUUCGUUGCGAUGGAAGGAUUGUCAGCCGGAUAACCUGGCAUUGCUGAUCUUAAGCGACCAGUUUUCAUUCCAUCAGCCAGAGGAAGGCGCAGAUUACGUAGUAAAUAAGGUCCGGUACGGAGCUGCUUCACCUCGUGUUGAAACCAGACACAGGGACCGCUCUUGCCGCCUUUACGGUUGGGGAAGCAGGAGAGGAGGUUUAUUGGUCCCAGUAUUAAUUCAUCUCUAUAGAAUGGAGAUUACUCUGUUGCCGUCGAAAUAUUGCGUUAACUUGUGGAAUUAUGACAACAAAUAUCUUUGUAUUCGUCAGCCACCUUGUAAGAAUGAAAAGUACGGAGCAUUGUGUCCAGACGAUAUUGGUUCGGUUGUCGUGUGCUCGGGCUUCGUCCUCGGCAUGAUGACGUCACGUCUUGUUGAUCGGCCGUGCGGCGUCGGCUUCCUCGAUCUGACGAAGUACGCCAAGUACCUGACUUGCGGCGUCGACGCCUCCCGUGACGUCAUCGACCACGAAGCUAUCAUGGAGUUCGACUAUACCACGGAACCUCUUAUCACACUCUAUACAGUCUCUCCCGAUAAGGCCAAAAAGAAGAAUAUUAAAAAUGACACGGACGACACAAAGGAAUUAAAUACAUAA